AUGCCUCCACAGUCAGGUGCUACGGUGGAGAAGCCAGAACCUGGACAACUUUUCACCUGGGAUGAGAUAGGGCUCCACUCAGGCAAGGGGAACGCUAAAGAAAAGAGGUGGCUUGUCAUCAACAGGAAAGUCUAUGACAUCAGCCAGUUCCACCAGCGGCACCCUGGAGGCACACGUGUUAUCAGCCACUAUGCAGGACAAGAUGCCACGGAUGCCUUCUCAGCUUUCCACAAAGACAAAGAUGUAGCAAAGAAGUACUUGAGCUCCUUGCUAAUUGGAGAACUGGCUCCAGAUCAACCCAAUUGUGAACCUGCCAAAAAUGAAAUGCUGACAAAUGAUUUCCAUGAGCUGCGUGCGACUGUGAAGAAGAUGGGACUUCUGAAGCCCAGUUACCCAUUCUUCCUCUUCAUGUUUCUCCAUGCUGUCCUGCUGGACAUCACAGCCUGGUUCACUAUCUGGUACUUUGGAAAAUCCUGGACACCCUUCCUCCUUGGUGUGGCAUUUUUCGUCAUUGCACAGAUUCAGUAUGGAUUCCUUCAGCAUGAUCUCGGGCAUAUUUCAGUCUUUCAGAAGACUCGGUGGAACAGGCUGGCCCAUUUCUUUGUGAUGGGAGUGCUCAAGGGUGGACCAGCAAGCCAAUGGAACCACAUGCAUAACCAACACCAUGCCAAACCCAACUGCUUCCGCAAGGACCCUGAUCUCAAUAUGCACCCGCUCCUCUUCAGCCUUGGAAAACCGCUUUCUGUGGAGCUUGGAAAGAAGAAGAAGAAGUACAUGCCUUACCAGUACCAGCACAAAUAUUUCUGCCUCUUGGCCCCGCUGACAUUCACAAUUUAUGUCCAGCUAAUUAUAUUCCGCUACACAAUUUUAAGGAAAAAAUGGAUGGAGCUCGCUUUCAUUCUGGCCUACAACCUUCGCGUCUGUCUCAUGUAUGUUCCUUUCAUGGGAUUUAAGAGCUUCAUGGCAUUCUACUGGUUGGCCAGGUUCCUAGAAAGCAAUUGGUUUCUCUGGAUCUCACAGAUGAGCCACAUCCCAAUGAACAUUGAUUAUGACCAGAACUUAGACUGGGUCUCUGCCCAGCUUGCAGCAACAUGUAAUGUGGAUCAAUCGUGGUUCAAUGACUGGUACACUGGACACCUGAACUUCCAAAUUGAACAUCACCUUUUCCCCACCAUGCCUCGGCACAAUUAUUGGAAGGUAGCUCCUCUGGUGAAAUCCCUUUGUGCCAAGCAUGGCGUGAACUACCAAUGCAAACCUCUCCUUACAGCUUUUGCGGAUCUUGUGCGUUCUUUGAAGGAAUCUGGAGAGUACUGGCAGGAUGCUUACCUCCAUGGGUAAGAAGAGGCAAGAACUGGCGAAUCUCCUUAUGGGCACCUGUCUGGAACCAUCAGCAAAUGGAAGGGAAGGAACUGCAAA
Molecule: messenger RNA, 1416 nt
Organism: Pogona vitticeps (central bearded dragon)
Lineage: Eukaryota; Metazoa; Chordata; Lepidosauria; Squamata; Agamidae
Product: acyl-CoA (8-3)-desaturase
Biological process (GO): lipid metabolic process
Cellular component (GO): membrane
Molecular function (GO): oxidoreductase activity, acting on paired donors, with oxidation of a pair of donors resulting in the reduction of molecular oxygen to two molecules of water
Source: RefSeq, a predicted model, not a curated record